UAACCUAAUUGAUAGGGAAAAGAAAAGAGAAUACAAGCAGGAUUUCAGUAUCUGACUCCACUGGUUAACAGCACACGCUAAGCCGGCAGAAAAAACACAAAACAAACAAACAAAAAAACACUUGAGCCUGACUAUGACUGCAGAAAUUUGGGAUGUUAUUAUUGUUGGUGCUGGACUAUCUGGACUGAGUGCAGCUCAUUUGCUCAGAAAAAGGAAUGCCGACUUGAAAAUACUGAUAGUGGAAGGAAAAGAUCGGGUGGGAGGUCGCACAUUGUCCACUGAAGUACCGGCAGCCAAAGGUUUUGAUCACUGGGACUUUGGAGGGCAGUGGGUUGGAAGCACCCAGACACACAUCUUGGAGCUCAUAAAAGAGCUGGGCUUAGAGACCUAUCCUCAGUUCAGUUUUGGCAAGAAGGUGCACCACAUGGGUGGGCCAAGUGCCAAAAUUCGCACCUACAGAACCAGUAUUCCUGCUCUAUCCCCAGUGGUGCUAAUGGACCUUACCCAGCUCCUGUGGAGGAUUGACAGAUUGUGUGCCACAGUAUGUGUCCAGGAUCCUUCAAAGACUCCCAAUGCUGUUCAACUGGACAGUAUGACCCUGCACUCGUACAUUGAGCAGCAUGCAUGGACUGCAGAGCUAAAAGAGGAGAUGGGGCUGUGUAGCAGGUCUGUCUUUGGCAUAGAGCCAUCCCAGAUGUCCUUCCUAUUCUUCCUCAUGUAUGCCACAGCAGCUGGGGGGCUGCUGCCGCUGCUGGAAAGCUCUUCAGGUUCCGCUCAAGAGCUCAAGAUAAAGGGAGGCACCCAGCAGCUUUCAGAGUGUCUGGCAGAACGUAUUGGGUGGAAGAAUGUCCGACUGGGUUCUGCUGUGACGACCAUAUGGCAGGAUGCUGAGUGGGCCAGGGUGACGACCGCCACCAACACCUUCUUGUGCAGAGCUGUAAUUGUCACUUGCCCCCCUCAUUUGGCAGCAAAGAUCCACUACCAGCCAGCCCUGCCCAGCCAGAGAGAAUUCCUUACCCAGAACAUGCCUGUGGGCCACAUGAUAAAAUUCAUUAUUACCUACCAGACGGCUUUCUGGAAGGACAAGGGCUUCUCUGGAGAAAUAGUGACAGGAUCUUCCACUGACUGUCCAUUCUGUGUUACCUUUGAUGCCACUAGUCCCAGUGGUAAUGCUGCUUUGGUCGGGUUCAUUGCUGGCCAGCAGGCUUCUGUGUGGAGCUCCAAGGAGGACGGAGAGAGAAGAAAAGCUGUGGUUUCCAGUCUGGUCAGAUACCUAGGUCCUGAGGCAGCAUCUUUCAUCCACUAUGAAGAGAAAGACUGGGCUAAGGAGUGCUACAGUGGGGGCUGCCCUGUUAAUGUCAUGGCACCAGGUCUGCUGACAUAUUACCACCCUAGCCUAAGGAAGCCUUGUGGCAGGAUCCAUUGGGCCGGCACAGAAACAGCCACUCAGUGGUGUGGGUACAUGAGUGGUGCAGUACAGGCUGGUAGGAGAGCAGCUCUGGAAGUACUGGCUGAGCUUUGUCCAAUGAGCCUGACCCAGGAGGAGCAGGAAGCAGUGCAGUACAGUGAAACUGACAAGGUUCCUCUCGCACAAUCAUUCAGUCUCACAUACCUGUCUACAGGAAAGGUUAUGCUCAUAGCAACACUGACAGUCAGUACAGUUCUCUUGCUGAUGCAGCAUCAAAAUGCAUUGUUAAAGGUCAAAACUUACUUGACAAAUGUGUUUUCAGGGAUCAGGCAUAAUAUAUUCCUAUUGUAACAGAAGCAUGUAAAACAUUUCACCUGUUUGGUUUUUGCUGGGGCUUCAGAGGAGUGUUGCCUACUGAUAUCUGAUGUUUUCGUAUUCCUUUCUUUUACUGCACAUACUGCAAAUUUCAUAACAAACAAAGAGAGAAAGUUGAACUCAGAUUAAUUUUAAUUAUAGUGUGUUGUAUCAAAUUAUAAUAUAGAUUGGCUAAAUUGUGGCAUUACUUAAUAUGCUAUAUAAAAAGGAUAUAUUCUCUUGAAA
Messenger RNA from Scatophagus argus, 2008 nucleotides. Its product is annotated as probable flavin-containing monoamine oxidase A. Lineage: Eukaryota; Metazoa; Chordata; Actinopteri; Scatophagidae. Gene Ontology annotation, molecular function: oxidoreductase activity. The record is from RefSeq and is a predicted model, not a curated record. The transcript has 12 exons. Bases 134 to 1759 code for a protein of 541 amino acids.